AUAUAAAAAUGCCGAAGCAUCAACAGCAACCGCAAAGAAAACACGCCAAACGGGGUUCCAGGCCUGAAGCCGUACCUAAAGCCGAAGAAACACUCCGCCUCUCUCUCUCUCUUUCUAUCUCUCGUGCCUCCUGCCUCCAUCCUCUCCUCCUCUCUCCUCUCUGCCUCGCUGCGCGGUUAACUGGUGGCUGAAAUGUCGGAGAAGGGAGGCAAAGGGUUUUCAUUGCCCACCAAAACAACACCUAAAUCUGCUCUCAAAUCUACCCCGGCUUCUGCCACUGCUAGACAUGGAAAAGAUGAUAAUUCUGCAAAAUCAAAGAGGGGAAGGAAAGUUCAGUUUGGAAUGGAAGGUUUACCUAACCUUGGAUUUAAUUUCUCAUCGCCAAAAUCUGAUGGCAAGUUUGCAAUCCCUGUUGGUAAAGGUGACUGGGCCAAGGGAGGAAAGGGAGAAAAGGUGGUCAAUGGUGGAAAGGCCCCUGUGGCAAAAGAAGCUAAGUCAUUGGAGCUCAGAGUUGAACAGGAACUUCCAGAAAAUGUUAAAUGCCUCAUGGAUUGUGAGGCUGCAAAUAUUUUAGAAGGCAUCCAGGAACAAAUGGUUAUGCUCUCUCAAGAUUCAACUAUUAAGCUGCCCGAAUCAUUUCAUUUAGGACUGCAGUAUGCCAAGACUCGUAGCUAUUAUACUAAUCCCCAGUCUGUCAGACGAGUUCUUGAGGCUCUUUCAAAAUAUGGUGUCUCUUACAGUGAGAUUUGUGUGAUUGCAAAUACUUGUCCAGAAACUGUUGAUGAAGUUUUUGCUCUUGUUCGAUCCUUGGAGGCUAAGAAAAGCAGGCUCAGUGAACCACUUAAAGAUGUAUUGGAUGAGCUAGGUAAACUUAAAAAAUCCACCUGAUGGCAUGUGCGGAUGCUCAGGUUACUAGACUGUUAGGGGCUGGGAGCUGUGCAUAUUUUUGAGGGGAAGCCUCAUCGGACUUGGCUUGAAAAGGAAUACCCUCUUCUUAUCAUUAUUGAUGGUUGUACGGUCUCCAUUUUCAUGAGCAAGAGACUAGAGGACCUUGUGCAGGAUUUUGUAACUAUCGGAUUUCCUAAUGAUAUGAAUUUGUGGUUGAAUAGAGAUAUUGUAUCUAUGGCAGCAAUUGUUUGACGGUGAUUGUUGUUUCAUGAUCGGUAUGUUAAUAUUUGAGAAAUGAACCUUUCAGCAA
Molecule: messenger RNA, 1198 nt
Organism: Theobroma cacao (cacao)
Lineage: Eukaryota; Viridiplantae; Streptophyta; Magnoliopsida; Malvales; Malvaceae
Product: DNA-directed RNA polymerases IV and V subunit 4
Biological process (GO): DNA-templated transcription initiation
Cellular component (GO): RNA polymerase complex
Molecular function (GO): nucleotide binding
Source: RefSeq, a predicted model, not a curated record